CAAAACAGAAUUCCUACUAAGUAGUGGCUGAGCCUAGCUGGGCACGCUGAAGCCAUGGCAGGCCGAGCUCUCACUUCCUUCCUGCUCACUGCCACCAUCCUGGCGGCGCUCCUAGCGACAUGCCACGCCGGCGGCAUCGCCAUCUACUGGGGCCAGAACGACGGCGAGGCGUCCCUGUCCACGACCUGCGCGUCGAGCAACUACAAGUUCGUCAUCCUCGCGUUCGUCUACAAGUUCGGCAAGGGGCAGACGCCGCAGCUGGACCUAUCCAGCCACUGCGACCCCUCGUCGGGCGGCUGCAAGGCGCUGAGUGAGGACAUCCUCCUGUGCCAGCGCCGCGGCAUCAAGGUCCUGCUCUCCAUCGGCGGCGCCGUCGGCAGCUACGGCCUGACCUCCGAGGGGGACGCGCGCGACGUGGCCGCGUACCUCUGGAACAGCUACCUCGGCGGCACGUCGUCGUUCCGGCCCCUCGGCGACGCCGUCCUUGACGGCAUCGACUUCGACAUCGAGCACGGCAGUGCCAAGUACUGGGGCAGCCUCGCCAGCGACCUGAAGAACAUGAGCAAGAACCAGGGCGGCAAGGAGGUGCUGCUGAGCGCGGCGCCGCAGUGCCCGUUCCCGGACGAGUGGGACAGCGGCGCGAUCGACACGGGGCUGUUCGACUUCGUGUGGGUGCAGUUCUACAACAACCCGGAGUGCCAGUUCAGCUCGGGGCGCAGCGCGUUCCUGGCCGCGUGGAAGCAGUGGGAGUCGGUGCCGGCGGGGAAGAUCUUCCUGGGCCUGCCGGCCUCCAAGGGCGCGGCGGGCACCGGGUUCGUGCCCCCCGGCGAGCUCAACUCCCGCGUGCUGCCGCUCAUCCGGGGCUCGCCCAAGUACGGCGGCGUCAUGCUCUGGUCCAAGUACUACGACGACAGCACGGGCUACAGCUCCGCCAUCAAGAGCCACGUCUGAUAUUUGCCGUGAAAUUAAGGUCGAUCGGCAUACGCAUGGUGUCGACAAAAUAAAAUGGUUUAUCUUUGCGCUUGCUCGUGUUCGUCUGUCGACGUGUUUCAGAGUUGGGAG
Molecule: messenger RNA, 1062 nt
Organism: Panicum virgatum (switchgrass)
Lineage: Eukaryota; Viridiplantae; Streptophyta; Magnoliopsida; Poales; Poaceae
Product: acidic endochitinase-like
Exons: 2
Coding region: 55-951 (298 amino acids)
Biological process (GO): carbohydrate metabolic process
Cellular component (GO): extracellular region
Molecular function (GO): chitinase activity
Source: RefSeq, a predicted model, not a curated record